This is a messenger RNA of Mastomys coucha (southern multimammate mouse), 766 nucleotides long. RefSeq names its product serine peptidase inhibitor Kazal type 13 (gene Spink13). The coding region runs from base 308 to 601 and encodes 97 amino acids. The record is from RefSeq and is a predicted model, not a curated record. NCBI's taxonomy places the organism in Eukaryota, Metazoa, Chordata, Mammalia, Rodentia, Muridae. The transcript is spliced from 5 exons. Gene Ontology annotation, molecular function: protein binding.
AAUGACAUUUGUUCUUGCCGGCAGCAAGCCCAGCCAGCUGGCAGGGGCCCCUCUGCAAUAAAAUAUUAAUAAUAAUGAAAAAAACAGGCUUUUUAUCAUCUGAGGUAUUUGUAGCAGAUUCUCUGAGUAACUUUCUUCACUCCCUUAUUCAUUCAUGUUGUGUGGAAUAUAUUGGAUUCCAUCUUCUCACAGCCCUGUGGGGAGACAUUGUGAUGGCUUCCCUCCAGCGAGCCUUGGCAGUCUCCAGCUUUACACUGUUACUUGAUUAAGGAUUUGGCGUGGAAGCUAAGUCAUCAUCACAGAAGUCAUGACAAGAGGUGGCUGCUGGCCCCAUAGGAUCAUGCUCUCCCUCAUACUUUUGACUUGGACACAUGUUACUUUUUCAGCACUUAUCAGAACACAUAACUUUGCUAGAUGGCCUAAGCCCCCAUGCGCAAUGUAUUAUCCAAUAGACCCUGAUUAUGAAGCAAACUGUCCAGAUGUGAAAGCAUAUGUUUGUGCUACCAAUGGCUUGACCUACAAGAAUGAGUGCUUCUUUUGCAUUGAUCGGUGGGAGUUUGGACCUCAUAUCAUCUUUGUCAAAUAUGGAAAGUGUGAAUAGUGGUUAACGGAACAUUACUUCAUUCUGGGAUUUAUUUCUUUAGGAAUUUGGGAGUUUUAAUUUACCAAUUUUAUGCAUCCCUGUGCCAUACCCAAAUUUCAAGCCAAAUGGAAAACAAAGGAAUCAAAAGAUGAGAAAAAGGUCAUAUUUGUUGCAAAUAAACAU